Messenger RNA from Hypoxylon trugodes, 1131 nucleotides. Its product is annotated as Alpha/beta hydrolase fold-1. The record is from RefSeq and is a predicted model, not a curated record. Bases 238 to 1014 code for a protein of 258 amino acids. Lineage: Eukaryota; Fungi; Ascomycota; Sordariomycetes; Xylariales; Hypoxylaceae. The transcript has 2 exons.
CAAAAGACCAUCAUAGUAUAAGGACUAGCUAUUUAACUAUUAUUUGUCCAAUUGUACGACACUUCCCUAUCGCUAUGGUGAUGGUAACACCUCUUAUCAGGUGGCUUCCACAGAUCUAGCCGAACAAGCCGUAUACCCCUUUUACAUAUAAACCCUCUCAUCCCCCUUCAGAUCUUCGACCGGACCUUCCUUUAUGGUCAAAGAAACUCCGCUAAAUCAAGCCUGUACUAUCUGACUAUGGCUGUAGAACAGACUGUAAAACCCGUGAUCAUCCUGGUCCACGGGGGCUGGCACACACCGGAAUGCUGGGACAAAGUCAAGACCCGACUCGAAACAACCGGGUACGAGGUAUACGCGCCGCAGCUAAUCACUUCCUGUGGGCCAGAGCCAAUGCACCACUCAUGGCGUGUUGACGUGGCCGUCGUACACGAUCUAGUCAUACCCCUCUUCAACCGCGGACGCCACGCCGUCAUCAUCGGGCACUCGGCUGGGGAGAUCGUCGCGACUGUAUCUGUUCAAGGACAGACAAUCGCGGAACGGCGGGCCCAAGGACUUGAGGGAGGAUUCGGUGCUCUGGUGUUUGUCUGUGCGUUUGCUAUUGGGAAAAGGGGGGAUACGUUGUUGGAUAAUAUUGGAGGCGUGUUUCCGCCUUGGAUGACGUCGGUGGAACCUGGUUCGAAUAUACCGUUCUCAGCUGAGAUCAAACAGGGACAAGUGCCCUUCUACAGCGACUUACCCCCGGAUGAGGCUAAGGAGUGGGAGGGAAGAUUGCGGCAUCAAUCACUGAGGUUCAUGGAAGAACCUGUGACGUUUUGCGCUAAUGACGUUACGAUCCCUAUGUCGUAUUUAAUCUGCGAGGGUGAUGAGACCCUUCCUCUCCCGGCCCAGGAGGCUAUGGUCAAAGCCGUUCCAGCGAUUAAGGUACGGCGUUGUACGGCGGGCCAUAGUCCCUUUCUGAGCCAACCGGAUCUUUGUACUGAGAUGAUUAUCGAAGCUGCCAAGAAAGUGCAGUAAAUGAGGAAUUGAGGUCUCGUUGGGAGAGAAUAUGUAUCAUGUAACUUGUAGGAGGUUGUUGAUUAUCGAUAGGUGUCGUUGCUCCUGAGUUGAGUAAUAACUGUGGGUGCACACAAG